Amphimedon queenslandica is the source of this 317-nucleotide messenger RNA. RefSeq lists its product as uncharacterized. The annotation marks the transcript as partial. The record is from RefSeq and is a predicted model, not a curated record. Lineage: Eukaryota; Metazoa; Porifera; Demospongiae; Haplosclerida; Niphatidae. The transcript has a single exon.
AUGCCCAAGAAGCCCCUUAAAUGUGGCAUCAAGGCAUGGGCUCUUACAGAUUCCAGCAUCGGCUAUAUUUCAAACUUUAAGCAAUACAGAGGUUUACAUUUACUGACACAGUUGUAUCACCAUAUCACAAUCUUUUUAAUUAAAACUAAAGGAUUGAUUGAGAAGGGUCUCAGACACAGGAUUGUGAUGCACCUGGUGACGGACUAUCAAGACAAAGGAUACACAUUGUAUAUGGACAAUUAUUAUUCCUCGCCUGACUUGUUUCACGAUCUAGUAAAGUCACGAGUUUGUGCAUGUGGUACAGUCCGUUGUGUCAG